Glycine soja is the source of this 1457-nucleotide messenger RNA. RefSeq names its product putative F-box protein At3g10430. The coding region runs from base 106 to 1275 and encodes 389 amino acids. The transcript has a single exon. NCBI's taxonomy places the organism in Eukaryota, Viridiplantae, Streptophyta, Magnoliopsida, Fabales, Fabaceae. Gene Ontology annotation, molecular function: protein binding. The record is from RefSeq and is a predicted model, not a curated record.
UUGGCAAGAGAAGUCCCCCUUGGAAGUUGUUAAGGCGCAGAAAUUCCCAAUCUGGCACACAUUUUGGCUAUUCGAAGAGGAAAAGAACCUGGUGGGUCGUUAGAAAUGGUUGAUGGAAACCUCAAGCAAGAGUUUUUGCCCUACGACGUUGUAAUCAACAUUCUCAAAAGACUUCCUGUGAAAUCCCUCAUCCGAUUCAAAUGCGUCUCCAAAGAUUGGUUCAACCUCUUCCAAAACACCCCUAAUUUUUUCACCCAACAACACCUUAACCACUCCGCUCACACUAACGCCUUUCUCCUCCUCCAACGAAUCCCUCGCCAACCCCGUCCCCUCCCCUUCUCCACCUGUCUCAUCGGACCCGACAUCAACUUUGUCCAUCCCCCCCAAUUCUUCGACAUCGCAUCACCCGCCGCCAAAAUUGUCGCCUCCUGCAACGGCAUCUUGUGUCUCCGAGACAAGACCGCGCUUUCCCUCUUCAACCUCGCCUCCAGACAGAUCAAACAGGUGCCCGGCACAACCCUCUUCGGUUUAUACUACGUUGGAUUCGGUUUCAGCCCCGUCGCUAAUGAUUACAAGAUCGUUAGAAUCUCCAUGGGCGUGUUCGACGAGGAGCAUCAGGUCGUGGUUCUCGACAACGUUAGGGUUGAUCGAGCGGAAGUGUAUUCGUUGACCACCGGGUCUUGGAGGCAAAUUGAUGCCACCAAGUUGCGACCUUUGUGUCUCGUCUCUAGUUCCGUCGCUACCACUGAAACCAUAUUUUGGCUUGCAACCAUGACUUCUGACUCUGACACUGACUCUGAAAUUGUGGUUUCGUUUGACAUUGGAAGGGAAAUGUUUACGCUGUUGAAUGGCCCUCCGCUUCCACCUUCGCCCACUCGUUCCUAUGACAAUGUGCUUGCGGAGUGUAACGAUAAGCUUGCCGUGUUUCGCCACUACAUUAUUGGGGACUAUGAGUCUUGUUCUUUUGAUUUGUGGGUCUUGGAAGAUGUUCAUAAUCAUACAUCUUCUGGGGAGAGUUGGAUUAAGAUGUAUAGUGUGGGGCCAUUUUCGAGGGUUUUGUAUCCAUUAAGUAUUUGGAGAGAUCAAAUUGUGUGCAGGGAAGAGUUGUCUAGACGUGGCAACAAUUACAGAAUAGUGGAAACUGUUCUGUCGCUCUUCAAUCCUUUGAGUAAUGAAUUGAAGAAACUGCCAGCUAAUAGAGAUGAGUUUUGUUAUGUGCCCUUCACUUAUGUUGAGAGUCUUGUUCCAGUUGGCCACAUUCACCAUGAACAGUAGUAAUUUCUAUGUUUUCAUUUUCAUUUCGGUGUUGCUUAGUUAAUGCUGUUUGGGUAGAAUGUUGGCUUUCAAUGCUACAUACUAAAGAGUAUAGACACAAGUGAUGCUAUUGAAUCUAUAUAUGGUUUACGCCUUUACGGUAUUUGGCUCUAUUCAUUUAUGCAUGAUAUGUGAUUUUUAUA